Messenger RNA from Haliotis rufescens (red abalone), 3624 nucleotides. RefSeq names its product protein wech-like. Lineage: Eukaryota; Metazoa; Mollusca; Gastropoda; Lepetellida; Haliotidae. The coding region runs from base 118 to 2139 and encodes 673 amino acids. The record is from RefSeq and is a predicted model, not a curated record. Gene Ontology annotation, molecular function: zinc ion binding; protein binding. The transcript has 3 exons.
GGUUUGACGUAUGGCUGUUUUGACUUGUUACCGAGCGUAUCAGCAAACCUGUCCCAGCCCGCAUUGCGUCACUACGUCACACUGUCGCGGGUGGAGGGACGGCUAUUGAGACACAGGAUGGCAGCUGCCAGAAAGCUUGAGAGUCUGAAUGAGAACUUCUUGACCUGUUCCAUAUGUACGGAGGGAUACCAAGACCCCUGUACUCUGACCUGUGGACACACCUUCUGUAAGGGCUGCCUGGGGAAAUUCCUGAAGACCAGACAAGAGGCCAUCAGAGCCAAGUCCAUCCCGUGUCCCUACUGUCGUCAGAUGACCCAAGCUCCCCAGCCUGACAGACCAGUGGAGGAGUGGGUGAAACAGAUCAAGCCCAGUUUCCUCAUACAGGGACUUCUGGACACUCUAGCCUGUGGGGGAAAUACUGAUCAUGGUUUAUCCAUGACUUGUUCAGAUACAGAAAACCGCUGCCAUCCCUGCCAGGACCUUGGAGAAAGUCAUCCGGCCAACUCCUACUGUCAAGACUGUGAUGUGCCGCUCUGUGAGAGAUGUGUGAAGAUGCAUGCAUCUCUUCCUGGUACGUCAAACCACGUAAUUGCUGACCUUGGUAGAGCAGUGAAGGUCACUAGACGACAGAUGUGCACGGAACACAACAAAGUCAUGGAUUUCUGCUGCAGAGAAUGUAAUAAAGCAAUAUGCCACAAGUGCUGUGUCACAUACCACAGGAAAUGCGACUCUGUGGUCACUAUUCAAUCUAUAAUGUCUGAGAUGAGAAGUGUUCUUACACGCAAUAAGGGAUUGAUUACAAAGAGCUUUGACGACACGGACAGAUCACUUCAACAACACAGAUCACAGAUUGAUGCGAUCAGCCACAACAAAGACAAAAUAAAGUCACAGAUACGACAGGCCUCACAGAAAGCCAUGGACGUGAUUAAACAGAAGGAGAAAGAGCUGCUGGAGGAGCUGAAUGAAAUGACAGAGAAGCAGUCUGGACAACUGAGGGGGCGGAUAAAGUCAGGGGAAAUAGACAUGCAGAUGUAUCAACAACACAUAGAGUACAUCACCCAGGUGUUGAAGUCUGGGAGUGAGACUGACAUGUUUGACGUUUACCAGAUGUGUCAGUCUGGGGCAAUCAAGAAGGCAACAGACAGGGAUGUCACUUUAACAGACAGUGUCCCUGAUUCAAAACUUAUAUUUGUAAGUGAAUUAGAUGAGAGGAAAUUAUACAAGGAUGUACAACUUGGUAGAAUUCAACAGAACGUUUGUGACGUCAUGGAUAAGCGACUUGGUAAAACACAGAGUGGCACAUUUGACGUCAUGUGCCAGCCAAUGUUAAACAAGACAGUCGGCAUCAAGGUCUAUGGCGACAGGAAGCAGCCGUGUCCAUCUGACGUCAUAGUCCUGGUUGUUGACGGUGAAGAGACACUGGUGGUCACUGACUACAACAAUACAUGUCUGAAAUCCUUCUACACAAAGAAUAACAAAUCACGACACAGUAAACUGGAUCUUCCAAGUGAACCAUGCUCUGUGACGAGGCUGAGGGACAACCAGGUGGCUGUAUCAUGCCGGUCACACAAUGAGAUUGUAAUAGUACGGGUGACCCCUGACCUUGUACUACAGUCACGUGUCACAACAAAGAAGACGUACAUGGGUCUGACAGCCUUGAGUCCUUCAACAUUAGCAGCGGGUUGUUUGGAUCCUCCCUGUGUUGAUAUCCUGGAUAUAUCGGGGAGAGUGAUGAGGUCAGUCAGUAGAUUCAACUCUGGGGAGAACCUGAUAUGUAAGCCCUGCUUCCUCUGUGCUACAGACAGGGGCAACAUCCUGGUGUCAGAUAUUGACGCAGACUCCGUCUACUGUAUCACACCAGAGGGAGAUGUUGUGUUCACCUACACCCCUACAGGAGAGAGGAGACUGAGAAGACCACAAGGUAUCACAACUACCAGCACAGGACACAUCCUGGUGGCGGACUCCUGGGCACACAAGGUGGUACUACUGACACCAGCAGGGGAGUUUGUCACAGACCUGCUGACGUCACAGGAUGGACUACAGAAUCCAUGUGGCUUGAUGUUCUGUGAUUGUAAACUGUAUGGGGUGGAAGACAAUGGAGAUACUGUGAAGGUAUUCAACUGCAGUAUUCCCCAGUGAGACGCCAGGAAGCAAAACAUACUCCGAUCACAUCGUGCACUGAUUUAUGUUCUGUGACUGUAAACUGUAUGUAGUGGAAGACAAUGGAGAUGCUGUGAAGGUAUUCAACUGUAGUAUUCCCCAGUGAGACGCCAGGAAGCAAAACAUACUCCGAUCACAUCGUGCACUGAUUUAUGUUCUGUGACUGUAAACUGUAUGUAGUGGAAGACAAUGGAGAUGCUGUGAAGGUAUUCAACUGCAGUAUUCCCCAGUGAGACCCCAGGAAGCAAAACAUACUCCGAUCACAUCGUGCACUGAUUUAUGUUCUGUGACUGUAAACUGUAUGUAGUGGAAGACAAUGGAGAUGCUGUGAAGGUAUUCAACUGCAGUAUUCCCCAGUGAGACGCUAGGAAGCAAAACAUACUCCGAUCACAUCGUGCACUGAUUUAUGUUCUGUGACUGUAAACUGUAUGUAGUGGAAGACAAUGGAGAUGCUGUGAAGGAAUUCAACUGCAGUAUUCCCCAGUGAGACCCCAGGAAGCAAAACAUACUCGGAUCACGUCGCGGAGAAUUUUUUAUGAUGAAUAUUCAGAAAUAUGCCCCAAAUGAACAGUUUGUUUUGUGAAAAAUACCCCAGACGCCAACCACAUUUGAACAUAGAUUACAGUGAAUGAGUGAAUAUGAUAAUAUGCCGCUUUUAGCCGUAUUCGAGCAAUACCCUCACCACAACGGGGGCACAUUGAUCAACCGAACCUGGGACAUCGGCAGGACGAGCGCAUACACAUGACAAGCACAUAUUGAAUUAUUGGAUUAGUUGUAGUGGCUAUUUUCGGUUAAAUGUUGGGACAAGACAAGAAUAAUGCAAGUAGUAGACGUUUACAACUUUGGAGAAACAAACGAGCACGGAAACGGUGCUGACAAACCGAGAAAAUUAAUCAGGGCCAGUCUGGGAUUCAAACCCACACCUGUAGGUGCCUAUCACGUCUAAGGGACGCAAUUACGCAAUCAAAUCUCGGCGCCACAGGGAACCCCAUAUGUUCUGUGAGGCAACGGAAUUUAACCCUGAAUAUUGUACUUACUCAAAGAGCUACACGUUCACUUUCAUUAUCCAGCAAGACCGUUUACUAGCGUUACUAUCAGUAACUCUCGCUGAUAAUACUUUAACUGGUGCGUGAGACAUCCACCUAAGUACUCUAUAAACAUUUUGUAUGUAUUUAAUGACUUUAGAACAUGUAUGUAUUUAAUCAUGUUUCAAGAAAUAUCUCCUAAGCUUUACCAGACUGGAUUUUGUACAGUUUUAUUGUUUAAAUAACAUGUUAUAUUUAUAUUAUGUACAACAUGUGACACUAUCAUAUAAUAUAUCUUAUCUUAUCUGUUCUUACAUUUACUAAUGCCUACACACUUCAGCAAUUUGUAGACUGAUAGGAUAACCACUAUCAUUAAUAUGAAAGUCAUAUUUCAUGUAUAUUGAAUAAACUUUUCAGUAACAUAUGCAUUUUAAUAUCC